AUGGCGCUCCGUCGACCACAUCGCAAAUCCCGCCACGGCUGUCUGGAAUGCAAGCGCCGACGAGUCAAGUGCGAUGAAGCCAGACCAACCUGCUCCAAUUGCGCCAAGCGUCAUUCGGAAUGCGAAUAUGGCUCGUCCAGCUCUUUACUCUGGGCAAAUGAAGAACCAGCCGUGGGUCGACAAUCAUCUCGAGCGUCAGGCUCGGACAGCGGCCAUCCAAGCGACUCAAUUCUAAGUAGCCCGCCUGCCGACUCACUCGGCAUUCUGGGUCGGCUUAGCGGCGACGGGUUACCCGCGGCUACGCCCACGUCGGCUCUGAAUCUGCAUGAUUUGGAACUCAUGAUGCAUUGGUGUAAUGACACCUACCACACGCUCUCCCGAAAUGAACGCACAGAUCUAGUCUGGCGCAAUGCCGUGCCUGAAGAGGCACUCGCACACCCGUUCCUGAUGCACGGUAUUCUGGCGCUUUCCGCGCUCCAUCUCGCCCGAACGGGUCCCGAGACUUCGAGGCGCGCGGCGUAUCUCAAUCGUGCCGUCACGCACCAGAAUCAGGCUCUCGCCCUGUUCCGCGAGUUACUCGGCGACAUCAACGAGUCCAAUGCCAAGGCCAUGUUCGCUUUCGCCGGUAUCGUCGUGGUGUAUACCUUUGGUUUCCCGCACACACCCGACGUGCAGGACCCCUGGACCUGCGUCGAUGAUUUGUACCAGGUCCUCGUGUUAACCCGUGGCGUGCAGCAGGUUAUCCGCUCGCCGGCGGAUUAUCUCAGUCAUAGUAACUUCGCGCCUAUCUUGCAAGUAGAGGAAGUGCACGCGAGACUUCCCGAAGACGCCACCGCGACGAUCAACAAUCUGCACGAGGCGAAUGAAGUCUGUGGGGCACGUGAUCAAUCCCACGAGACGGAGGUAUACACGGCCACCAUUGAUAAUAUAGCCGAGAUGCUGAGCUGGGUGUAUGGCGGGAUGACCUCCAGCGUAAUUGCCGGUCGGUGGGCUAUCAAAUUGCCUCCGCGGUUUUUGGAGUUGUUGCGUGAGCGUGAGCCUAUGGCACUGGUCAUGUUGGCUCAUUUCGGCGUGCUGCUGCAGUAUCUUAAGCAUCGCUGGUGCUUUGAUGAGUGGUGCGUGCGCGUUGCGAAGGCUGUGUGGAUGCUUCUGGAUGAUCAGUGGAGACCGCUUGUUCACUGGGCGAUGAUUGGUAUUCUGGGUGAGAAUUACCUGGAGAAGAUGGAUACUCUGUGA
Messenger RNA from Penicillium cataractarum, 1236 nucleotides. Its product is annotated as Zn(II)2Cys6 transcription factor domain-containing protein. Gene Ontology annotation, biological process: regulation of transcription by RNA polymerase II. NCBI's taxonomy places the organism in Eukaryota, Fungi, Ascomycota, Eurotiomycetes, Eurotiales, Aspergillaceae. The transcript is spliced from 2 exons. The coding region runs from base 1 to 1236 and encodes 411 amino acids. The record is from RefSeq and is a predicted model, not a curated record. Gene Ontology annotation, molecular function: zinc ion binding; DNA-binding transcription activator activity, RNA polymerase II-specific.